GACUUGCAGCUGAUGCAGACCGCGCGGUCGGAUGCCUUGUGGGUUUGGCCAUGGGCGAUGCCCUUGGUGCUCCUCUGGAGUUCCAUCCAGUGCGCUACAAGGGCGAUCCGGACUAUGCCAAGUAUUCACCUCCUGCAGGCUUUGACGAGGCGCUUUGGCAGGAUAAGUCAGAGAUGCGAGAGACCAAUCGUUUUUUGUUGCAAAUGGGCCAGUGGACUGAUGACACAGCUAUGGCACUGUGUUUGGCAGACUCAUUGUUGGCACACAACGGCUUGCACCCCAGAGAUCUUCGCCUGAGAUUUCUGGCGUGGUGGCGACUGGGGUACAACAAUGCUUUUCGAUUGGAUGCAGACCGCGCACGUCUUUGGGGCAGCCGUGCCUCCAUUGGAUGCGGCGGUAUCGUGGGUGAAUCACUGCAAGAGUUCAGGAAGGACGCAGCAGACUACACAAAGACGGGCACCAUCCACUCUAGCGGCAACGGCUCAAUAAUGCGCAAUGCACCUGUGCCGAUCUUGUACCAUCGUGACAUUGAUGUAGCCAUGGAAGCUGCAUGGCGGCAGUCGAAAACUACACACCAGGGUGACGAGGCAGCCGACUGCGCACGUCUUCUGACCUGGAUAUGUGUCAAUGCCAUUGUGUCUGGCUCUGGCAAACGAGUGUUACAGAAUCUCGACGACUUCCCAGCACGAUUCUAUUCAACCAAAUGUCUAGCGCAGUCACAGCAAGAGGAACGCUGCACAGACAAUGCAGAGGCGGACCUCGCCGACAGGGACUGGCGAUGGCGAAGGAGCAGCUACAGAUACUCACCCAAGCGUGCCAAGGCAGAUCCAGGAUAUGCGGGUAGCUAUGCAAUGGACUGCUUGGCCAUGGCUCUGCAUUGCGUGCAUGUGACGGACAGCUUGGAAUCUGCACUGCUCCAUGCCGCCAACUUGUGCGGUGAUGCAGAUACGGUAGCUGCUGUAACAGGGCAAAUUGCAGGUGCAAUUUAUGGUGCCUCAGCAGUACCCAGAAGCUGGCGCCAGCACCUACAGCGUUGGGAUGAUGGAGACAUUCCACGCCGUGCUUGGCUGCUGUUUACAGCUUCGCAGCCAGCAGACCCAGCCGCCAGGGAGCAACAAAGCAGGUGGGUAACUCUGCCUGCUGCAGAGACACAUGAAGUCCAAGAAGCUGAGCCACCCCCAUUGGAAUGCAAGUGCAAGCGCCGAUUCGCCAGCAAUGUUCUCUUCGAGCUUCACCGGAAGAAGUGCAAAGUGGCAGAGAAAGACCAGACAGAACCUAUCUGUGACAACGUCUAG
Messenger RNA from Symbiodinium pilosum, 1295 nucleotides. The record is from the annotation of a GenBank genome assembly. NCBI's taxonomy places the organism in Eukaryota, Dinophyceae, Suessiales, Symbiodiniaceae.